Messenger RNA from Leptopilina heterotoma, 1671 nucleotides. RefSeq names its product cytochrome b5-related protein-like. NCBI's taxonomy places the organism in Eukaryota, Metazoa, Arthropoda, Insecta, Hymenoptera, Figitidae. Gene Ontology annotation, cellular component: mitochondrion. The coding region runs from base 195 to 1475 and encodes 426 amino acids. Gene Ontology annotation, biological process: lipid metabolic process. The record is from RefSeq and is a predicted model, not a curated record. The transcript is spliced from 6 exons.
UUAUAAACACUAUGUUUUUUUAUAAUUAUAAAAAAAAAUAAAACAUAGUUCGUUGGAAAAAUUAACGAUCAGUUCUUAAUAUGCUGUUCAAAUAAAUAGACAUAAGAAAUUUUAUAGUCGCAUUGUAAUUGAAAGUGAUACUUAAUAUAUAUAUAUAUAAGGAAUAUUUUAAUUGUAGAAAGAUUCUCAAAAUAAUGGGGAAAUUGGAAAGUACAGUUCCAGGAUUGGAAUAUCCUUCAGGUCGUGAUCUUUAUUUAAAAUCUGGCCAUGGAUUUUUAGAGGGACGAAAAAUUGAUGAUGGAGCUGAGGGUCUUUGGCGUAUUAGAAAUGGUUUAUAUGACCUUGAAAAUUGGUUACAUAAACAUCCAGGUGGCGCUGAAUGGCUCACUUUAACGAAAGGGACCGAUAUUACUGAGGCCUUUGAGUGUCAUCAUCUCACAGACAGAGCAGAAAAUUUAUUACCAAAAUUUUACAUUCGUGAUGCAAAACAACCACGUAAAAUACCAUUUACAUUCAUGCCAAAUGGAUUUUAUCAAACAUUUAAAAAACGUGCAUUAUUGGCCCUAAAAAAUGUCAAUUUUCAUCAUCCAGCUAGAAGUACAAAUUUAAUUGCCGAUUUUCUUGUUUCAUCGGCAAUUUUCUUUUCACUGAUGGCAACAAAAUUCUGGCUCGCAAUAAUUCCUGCAGCUCUAUUUUUAACAUGGAGCUGUGUAAUUGGUCACAAUUAUCUUCACAUGAGAGAUACUUUUCGAAUGUUUUACAUGGACUUGAGUUUUUUUUCAACAAGAGAAUGGCGAAUUACUCAUGUCCUAAGUCAUCAUUUAUAUCCAAAUACAAUAUGGGACGUUGAGGUUUAUGCACUUGAACCAUUCUUUCAAUGGUUGCCAAAUAAAAAAAAAUCAUUUCUCAAGAAAAGUUUAUCUGUUCUAAUAACGCCAGGGGUUUAUGCUCUGGCAUUAUUUGGUCAGACAAUAAAAAGAUAUUAUCUGGUUUUUCGUGUUUGGAAACAGUUCGAUAUUAGAGAUAUUAUUCCCUUUAGUUUACCUCUAUUGAUGUCUAUUGUAGCACCAAAUUUUUCAACUGCAGUCAAAACGUGGAUAAUUAUUAUAUUUUUUACAAGUUUAUUUUUUCAUUUUAUUGGUUUUAAUGCAGCGCAUCAUCAUCCUGAUAUAUUUCAUGAUGGAGACAUUGCAAGAAAAGAUCAAGAUUGGGGUCUAUUGGAAUUGGAUGCUGUACGUGGCAGGGAAAUUGUAGACGAUUCAUUAUUUUUGGCUUUAACAAAUUUUGGAUCACAUACACUUCAUCAUUUACUGCCAACUGUUGAUCAUGCAUAUUUACCUCUAUGUUUGGAUGCUUAUUAUGAAACUUGCAAAGAGUUUCGUUUAAAACCCGAUGACAAGAUGACCUACUGGCAACAUGUCAAGGGUCAAUUUCAACAACUCACUCGCAUUGAAUCCAAAUAUAAUUCGAGAUAAGAAUAUUUUUGUUUAUUUAUUUUAUGAAAAAUAAAUCUGAAUUUUUUUUUUUUUUAUAGAAGAGAAGAGAAAAAAAGUAAUUAAGAAAUUUUGUUUGUUAAUAAAUUCCUAGAAGGACUUAUUGAUAUAAUAUAGAAAUGUUUUUCGUGGAAUUUAUUAUAUUUUGUGUGAAUAAAAAAGAAUUUUAUUUUUCUAA